AUGGACCCCGGGAAUUCUCACGUGGAAUGGAGGCUGCUCUACUGGAUCCUUGGACUUGAAUUGAUCCUUCAACUGUCUUGUGUACGAGUUGGGUCGCAAUUCGGUGAUCUGGGUGCACUUCACCAACUUUUGGUUGAUCAACCCAAUAUACUAAGCGAAGAAGAGUCCAACUAUGUUGGUAGUCAAUCUUGCGAGAUUAAGGUGGUGAGAACCAAUAUUUCAUGUGUAUCAAGUACAAAGGUGGAAACUUUUGAAUUUUCUUUUCAAAACAGUAUGAUAACAUACCCCAUAUCCAAAGCUUCUCUAAAAACUGGUGAACUUGACUACAUAAACGGAGCUAACAUUAUUCGAUAUCAUAUCGUCGAAAACUUUCUGGGACUACCUGCGAUCACCGUUCCCGUUGGCUAUGACAAAGCUGGUUUGCUAAUUGGCCUUCAAUUCAUAGGGAAGCCAUGGUCAGAACCCACUUUAAUGCACAUAGCUCUUGCAAUGCAGGCAUUGUGCAUCACAGAUUACAGAAAACUAAAAGUUUUCUAUGAUAUUCUUGACUAG
Messenger RNA from Hibiscus syriacus, 552 nucleotides. RefSeq names its product fatty acid amide hydrolase-like. The record is from RefSeq and is a predicted model, not a curated record. The coding region runs from base 1 to 552 and encodes 183 amino acids. The transcript is spliced from 8 exons. Lineage: Eukaryota; Viridiplantae; Streptophyta; Magnoliopsida; Malvales; Malvaceae. Gene Ontology annotation, molecular function: catalytic activity.